AUGGCUCUAAUCUCAGCCGGUGUAGGAAGAGACAAAGCUCGUCUCUCUUUAGAAAAGCUAGAUUCCGGAAAUAUAUAUUUGAUCUUCUCGAAACUGGUUUCGGCAUCACUGGAGCUGGGCCUCAGUGCUGAAUUCUCCAAAAGGCGGCAUUGGGCUCCGAUGCCGCGUAGCUUGCGAUCUGACUAUCGGGCUUUAUCAUAUCAUCAGUCCCUGCGAGGGCGGGAUAAGACAGCACCAUCCCUGGAAGGGGGGAGGAGGAGGUGGUGCAUCCGGGAGACAGAGGAAAAGAAAGCGAAAGUGCGUGUUCGUUGCGAGGGUGCGAGACUGGGAUUAAGAGAUCUGCGCGGAUCGGCGUCAGCUGGAUUGCUUCGAACUACAACACUACCCUCAUAUGCAACAUGA
Messenger RNA from Histoplasma capsulatum G186AR, 402 nucleotides. RefSeq lists its product as uncharacterized. The coding region runs from base 1 to 402 and encodes 133 amino acids. The record is from RefSeq and is a predicted model, not a curated record. Lineage: Eukaryota; Fungi; Ascomycota; Eurotiomycetes; Onygenales; Ajellomycetaceae. The transcript has 4 exons.